GUGGAAAAAUGAGUGAAACUUACGAGUUUGCGAUAUUAUGAUAUUGAAAUUAUAGUGACACAGUUAUCGAAAACGUUUGUUCGUAUCAGUGUCAUCGAGAAAACUAUGGACGAUCAUGAUAUUAUGUGACAUUAUAGUCAAAACGAUGACUUGUAAACAACAAUCCACUGCAUAUAUUGUCGCGCAGUAGACAACAUAAUCAAGAGUGAAUGUUUUGUGUGUUUUAAACCUAUGUACACAUAUUUUCUAGCUUAUGCUUAUCCUGCAUUUAAAAUCUCUACGACGCUCGCAUACACCUUGAUUGAUUGAAAUUGUUUCGAUUAUCCGAUACAUUUAUGUUGUCAAUAUAUAUCACCACCUCAUUCUUUUGUUUAACAUAAAAUGAAAAUGAAAAUGAUGAAAAUGAAUUCAUUACUUUUAGCCUCAGACAUCAUCACAGCCAGAACAAAUUAUCGAAGAGGCAAAACCUCUUGAACAACAGCCAAUAGUUGCAGAACAAGAAAAACCACAAGUCAUAAAAGAAGAAGAAAAGUCCAUUGACGUUGUAGAGGAUCAAAAACAAAAAGUCCCCGAAUCGCCUAAAAAAGACGUUCCCGUACACGAAGUAAACGAAGAUGAUACGGUGACAUUGACUGUCGAUCGUCCAAAAGGCAAAGAUGUUGCUGUUAUUUUACUGAAAGACGGCGAGAGAUUAGAACAAAAUGAUCAUAUUAAAAUAACGUCAAAAUCACCUACAACCACCGAGAUAACAAUAUUAAAAUCGAAGCCACAGAGUGAUGAGGGCGACUAUUCCGUUAUUAUAAAUGAUAGUGAGCAACCAUUGAUGCGUCUCGUUGUACAUCCGAAACCUGUUCAACAUCAAACCAUGGAUUUGCCCAAAACGUUGUUGUCUAAUUCAAUAAAUACAUCACACCCAAUAACCAGAGAAAAAAGAUUAUUUUCAACGAAACAAACACACACUAUGAGAACACGUCUUAAACCAUUUAACAAAUGA
Molecule: messenger RNA, 994 nt
Organism: Didymodactylos carnosus
Lineage: Eukaryota; Metazoa; Rotifera; Eurotatoria; Philodinida; Philodinidae
Source: the annotation of a GenBank genome assembly